GGGGCCAUUCCGGAAGUCAGAUGAAAUUUGUUUUUCUCAGCCUUGACUUGUUUUUGGAGUAUGGAGAAUGCAAGAGGCAAGAAGAAGAACUCCACAAAGCAGUCAGAGGGACCGCAGGCUUCUGGUGUACCAAAUACACAAAGAACCUCAGGAAAGGGGACCAAACGAAAAAGUUCUGAGAAAGUCACUGAAGCAUCCUGUCCAAAAAGGAAGGUCCAAGGCCAUGACAAAGUAAAACGUCUAAAGAAGAGAAUUCCACCAUUACCUCCCAAACUGCCACCCGUCAACCUGAUUCACAGAGAUACUAUACGGGUCUGGUGCCAACAGUUAAAGUUGAGCACCAAAGGCCAGAAAUUAGAUACAUAUAGGCGACUCUGUGAAUAUGCUUACCCUGAUCAAAAGAACAUUCCUGAUACAGCAGAGGAGGCCAAGAUGUUGUCCAAAUCGCGGAGAAAACUCAAGAUAAACAAAGGAGAAAUACCCCCAGAAACUUUUGAAAACAAGAUGUUUUCUGAAGGGACUGAUCCUCCAGAAGUGGUUUCCCCACCUGAGUCUGGGACACCUGCCCUUGCAACAUCUACUGCUUGCCUUGUGGGGGGUGGUACAGUUGUGGCGGCAACGUCCACCCCAGGUGCUGUGUUUGACUCCUGGGCCACAAUGGCAGCCAAAGCCAGGAAGACGGCGGCAGUGGACUUGCCACGAGAGCCCUGUGGCCUCCAGUGGUGUGUGGUCCAUGGGAGAAGCCUCCCGGCAGACUCACAGGGUUGGGCUCGCCUGCAGUUUCACGCAGGACAAGCCUGGGUUCCUGACAAGCGAGGGAAAGUGUGUGCACUAUUCUUGCUACCUGCCUGCAGUUUUCCACCCACACACCUGGAGGACAAUAUGCUGUGCCCCAAAUGUGUUCAUAGAAAUAAGGUGUUAAUAAAAAGUCUCCAGUGAGCAUUGCAAAACCAGGAAGAACGAUACAGCUUUGAGGGAAAGGAGCUGCCAUCAACACCAUGUGCCACUGACACCUAUACACCAGGCUACUCCAUAUCCACCGUGCUUCCUGCUCAGGGCGCGCAGGCUGCUGGGUUACAGCGUUACCCUCAGAACCCCAACAGUGCCCGCUGCUUCAUGGGUUGGAAUAAAGAGACUCUUAUGUUUUAAAUUGGAAAAGCAGUUCACAAAUCACCGUUCCAGUUAAUAAUAUAGAAAAAGUCUUUCAUGCUACCAACUGUUUACCUCCUUGAAAUAGAAGUGACACUAACAGCUCUUUCAAAGUGGGAGCCCGGGCUGAGCAUUGUGGAGUGUUGAGUGAAGAAAUGAUAGUAGCUCCAUGGAUUUCCUUCAAAAUUCAGACUCCUUGGGGGACUGAUGCUGUCUUAAAGUUUAAUGACUUCAAACUAUUGAUUAUUUGUAAGCCAAAAGGAAAGCUGUAAUUCUCUCCCCAUCCUGAAAUGCACAACUUUAAAUACAUAACACAAUAUUUUUGAAGUUUCCUCAAUAACUUGAGACUGCUAUGGUGUGUCUAAAAUAAAAACACAGGACACUUUGCUGGUAUUAUUCCCACUUAGAACUAUUUGUAUAUUUUAGCGCUUGAAAAUGUUUAAGAUUACAUCUGAAUCAUGAAUACAUAAUAUGUUGAAUCUUGAACAUGUAUAUAAAAUCAUUUAUUGUAUCUGAAGGCCAUAUUCAUUGCAUGUACAUUAUUAAUGUUCUUAACUCAGGAUUAAGUCAAAAAGCAUAAUUUUCUUCUGCAUGAUUUUUUUAAACCAAUUUAUUGAGAUAUGAUUGAGAAUACAAAAAGCUGUCCAUAUUUAAUGUACAUAACUCGAUGAAGUUGACUCAUUUUUAAUUUUUUGUUUACUUCCUAAAUUUGUGGUCCUGUGAGUCUUGGGAAAGAUCUGAUGUUUUUCACUUGACUUGUAUUUUCAUGACAGUUUCCAACAUUUUUUUAUUAUGGAUUUUUGAAUUGUGGGAUUUUUUCUCCCCUUCCAAAGUGGACUAGAAGGAGUGAUAGAGUUGCAAAGUGUAACCAUCUUGAUAGAGAUUGAUUUGGGCUAGAAUCCUCAGUGAAUGUUAAAAACUAGAGAGGAAAGUUUGUUGAUAACAACAUAUAUACAUGUUCUUGUAGUGUUUCCACAGUAAUUAACUCAUUAU
This is a messenger RNA of Manis pentadactyla (Chinese pangolin), 2142 nucleotides long. RefSeq names its product developmental pluripotency associated 4 (gene DPPA4). Gene Ontology annotation, cellular component: nucleus. The record is from RefSeq and is a predicted model, not a curated record. The coding region runs from base 61 to 939 and encodes 292 amino acids. Gene Ontology annotation, biological process: system development. The transcript is spliced from 7 exons. Gene Ontology annotation, molecular function: chromatin binding. Lineage: Eukaryota; Metazoa; Chordata; Mammalia; Pholidota; Manidae.